Molecule: messenger RNA, 1029 nt
Organism: Sordaria macrospora k-hell
Lineage: Eukaryota; Fungi; Ascomycota; Sordariomycetes; Sordariales; Sordariaceae
Source: RefSeq, a predicted model, not a curated record
AUGUCCGCCCCCGUAACAGCCAAUCAAGCCACCGCGCCUCCCAUCGACGUGAGCAACCUCUUCUCCGUCAAGGGUCUCGUCGCUCUCGUCACGGGCGGUGGUUCCGGAAUCGGCCUAAUGCUUACCCAAUCCCUCGCCUCCGCCGGCGCCAAAAGGAUUUACAUCGCUGGCCGCCGCCUCUCCGUCCUCCAAGAAGCCGCCGACCGCAUCAACAGCUCCCUCCCCACCACCUCUACCUCUCAGUCCCAACCCGUCGUCGUCCCUCUAGAAUGCGACGUAACCUCCCCCACCUCCCUCGCCUCUUUGGUCUCACAAAUCUCCGCAGACCCCUACACCGGCUACCUAAACCUGCUAGCCUGCAACGCCGGCGUCGGCGGUCCGCAAGUAUCAGCCGUCAACAAGGAAACCGGCGAACCGAAAACCCUCCAACAAUUCCGCGAGGAGAACUUGGCGGUGGAUUUCGACAAGGAGUGGGAGACGACGUUCAAGGUGAACGUGGGCAGUGUGUGGUAUACGGCUAUGGCUUGUUUGGAGCUUUUGGAAAAGGGAAACAAACUCGCUUCUGGGGAGGAAGCGGGCAAGCCAGGGGGGCAUGAAGGGAAGAAGGAAGGGGGUGGUGUUUGGAGGGAAAGCUCAAGUCAGAUUGUGGUUACCAGUUCCAUUGCGGCUUUUAAUAAGGCUGCUCCUGGGGGGUGGGCUUAUGGAGCGUCCAAGGCGGCGGCUACGCAUGUCGGGAAGCAGUUGGCUGUGUUGUUGCCCAGGUGGGGGAUUCGCUGCAACGUACUAUGCCCCGGCCUCUUCCCCUCGGAAAUGGCCGCUCCCAUCGUCCAAGCCGCCGGCGGCUCCAUGACCGGCGGAGGCGUGAUUCCUCUCGACAAGAAGACCGUGCCUCUCGGCCGGAUGGGCGACGAAUUCGACAUGGCCGGCCAGAUCUUGUACCUGGCUUCGCGGGCCGGAGCGUACUUGAACGGAAACGUCAUUGUCGUUGAUGGUGGACGGCUGACUACGUUUCCUAGCACUGGGUACUAA